This is a messenger RNA of Silurus meridionalis, 1353 nucleotides long. It is a transcript of the gene rrp36, whose product is annotated as ribosomal RNA processing 36. The record is from RefSeq and is a predicted model, not a curated record. Gene Ontology annotation, cellular component: 90S preribosome; nucleolus. The transcript has 8 exons. Gene Ontology annotation, biological process: maturation of SSU-rRNA from tricistronic rRNA transcript (SSU-rRNA, 5.8S rRNA, LSU-rRNA). Lineage: Eukaryota; Metazoa; Chordata; Actinopteri; Siluriformes; Siluridae. Bases 137 to 1156 code for a protein of 339 amino acids.
UUGAAUAUUAAUAAGCGUCUUCCUUUCCGUUCGUGUGCGGAGCUUCGUUACCCGGAAGUGUUUGUACCUCGCUUAAAAAAAGCAUGGUUCCGGUUUUCUGUUUGUGUUGUUGAUUAUAGACAACAUUACAGUAACGAUGGCCUCCAAGAAAAAACAAAAGUCUCUCAAAAAAAAUCCUCAGUUUGCAAGUCCUGUUCAAGCGAAAAGAAAUAAUCAAGCACAUGGCAAAGCAUCAUUUACUGAUGAUCUGGAGGAUGAGGAUGCUUUAGAGAUGGAAAGAAACUUUGCCUUGGUCAAUAAAAGUGGCCUUGCGCAAAAAUCCGAGAUGUCUGAGAAAGCCAUGGAGGAAACGAGUGGUGAGGAAUCGAACCAAGCAGACGAGGAUGAUGGAAGCGAUGAGGAAGCAAACGAUUUUGAAAAGGAGCACGGCCAAGCCGAGACGUCUGACGUGACCGGGUCAGAGGAUUCGGAUAACGAAAAGCCAAACGACCCUGACCCAAGCAUACACACCGUGACCGGGUUUAAACAAGAUCUGUCUACAAUGUCAUUUGAAGAGAUUUUGAAGUUACAAAGCAAAUUUGGAAGGAAGGCCUGCAAUAAACUUCUUUGCAACGCAAAACAGAAAAAACAGAAAUUUCAACCUUUAAAACAAGCGUCCAAGGACAGACCUCAAGAGAUUUCAUCCAAGAGACCAGUUUCUUUACUGAGAAAAGAAGGAUUCCAUAAGAAACCCAGUCUGAGGGAUCCUCGUUUUGAUGAUCUUUCUGGGGACUUUAGACCCGAAGUGUUCAGCCAGACGUACAAAUUCAUCGAUGAAAUCCGACACGGAGAGGCCGAGAUGGUAAAGAAAAAGCUGAAGAAAGUCAAAUCGGCUGCGAAGAAAGAAGAACUGAAGUCUUUUCUGAAGAGAAUGGAGAACCAAAAGCGAAACCAUCAGCGACAAGAGCAGCAGAGAGAGAAGGAGCUUCACUUUAAGAGGAAGCAGAGAGCGUUGGUGGAAGGCGGCCACAGACCAUUCUAUCUCAAGAAAUCUGAUCAGAAGAAACUGCAGUUGGCAGAGAAGUACAACGAGCUGAAAAAGAGCGGGAAGCUGGAGAAUUUCUUGAGCAAGAAGAGGAAACGUAAUGCCGUGAAGGACCGCCGGAAGCUACCCUGAACACCAGCAUGGAGAUCGGUCUUCUCAAAUACAAAUUGUUGGACAGCUGAACAUAUGAUGCUGCACACUUAUGGAUUGGACUGAAUAAUAUUGUUCUCAAACACCUUCUCAUAAGGACAGGAUGAUUUUUUUUUAUUGUACAGAACAAUAAGAUACAUUCUUACUUACAAGUAAUAAAGGAAAUAUCUAUACUUAGA